Passer domesticus (house sparrow) is the source of this 2720-nucleotide messenger RNA. RefSeq names its product mas-related G-protein coupled receptor member H-like. The transcript has 3 exons. Gene Ontology annotation, biological process: G protein-coupled receptor signaling pathway. Bases 1007 to 1954 code for a protein of 315 amino acids. NCBI's taxonomy places the organism in Eukaryota, Metazoa, Chordata, Aves, Passeriformes, Passeridae. Gene Ontology annotation, molecular function: G protein-coupled receptor activity. Gene Ontology annotation, cellular component: membrane. The record is from RefSeq and is a predicted model, not a curated record.
UGCAGGGAGCUGCUGAGGAGCCACAUGGUCCAUCCCUGGAUUCUCCAAGCACUGACUGCCCAUCCACUCUGACCACAGCCAGGAGCCACAUCCCACUGUCUCCUCAGCAUCCAUCCAUGGAGCCAAAGUUGGAAAACCGCUUCUGACUGCCAUGUGACCCCACUGAGUCUUGGAGAGCAACACCAGGACAGGGCACAGAAGGACAGGAGUGGGGAACUCCUGGUGAUCUGGGGACAUCCUUCUGCAUGGUACUGACCUGGGAGGAUCCACUUUGGGAUAUGGAUGCCAUAAGAGCAAGAGGAAGCAUUAGGAAGCAGGAAUUCUUUACCUGCACAGGACAUACAGAAGGAUCUCUCCUUGUUCCGUGUGUGGUGAGUUUUACAACAGGGCUUUUAUCCAUCAUAAUCACACAUAGACAUUGAAAGGUUUUUCUUAUCUGACACAAAAACAUCAUUUUCUUAGAAUUUAUUUGCACAUGUCAGCCUCCUAGUAGAAGUAAUUAUUUGAUCCUGAAAGUUCAGUAAGAGGAGUCUCUGGUGUUUUUAUUCACUGGGUGCUGUGAUAUUAAAGGUGACCUUGCCUUGAACUUUUCCUCUGGCUAUGCACUGUUGCUUCCUGUAACAGAACUUGCCCCAGAAAUACUGCAGGCCUCCUAAUCUGUUUCUGCACCAGCGCCAGCCAUGUUUAUCAUCCUGUGUCCACAUCUUUACAUCCAUUUAUCUCUCUGACCAGUCAGUCUUUAAGCAACUUCAGGGGAGUUGAAAAUGUUUAUUCUCUGUUAUUUAUCAACCCCCUGCACACCAGCCCAACCCUCCCACCUUCCUCUCCCACCCCACAAUUCCCACCGCCCUCCUCCCCUGCACAUCUCACUCCUCCCCUCUGAAUCCUUCCCACUGCAGGGAGCUGCUGAGGAGCCACAUGGUCCAUCCCUGGAUUCUCCAAGCACUGACUGCCCAUCCACUCUGACCACAGCCAGGGGCCACAUCCCACUGCCCAUCCAGCAGCCAUGGAGGUGAGCAUCGCCUCCCCGUCUCCUGACUCACCCACUGAAGAUUAUCUGUGUGAGAUAGAUGUCACCAACGUGGCUGUAGACAGUGUCAUGCUGCUCGUCUGCCUCUGUGGUGUGGCCGGGAACGGGGCUGUGCUCUGCCUCCUCCACAGGAACUCCAUGACGCUCUACUUCUUCGACCUGGCCUUUGCUGACUCCCUCUUCCUCCUCCUCAUGGUGCCCUCCACCCUGCUCUGCCGGCUGGAGAACAUGUCGUGCUCCACCAUCAUGCCCCUGACUUACUUGAGGACACUUUUUCUGCUGUCACUGCUCCCCUACAACCUGGGGCUGUACCUGCUGACAGUAACCAGCAUUGACAGGUGCACAUCCAUUCUCUGCUCACGCUGGUACGACAGGCACCGUCCCCAGCGUCUUUUGGAGGUGGUGAACGUCCUCUUAUGGGCCCUGUCCAUCGGUUUCACAGUCACCAUUAGUUCUCUGUGUCUCUGCCAGGAGCACGAGCACUGCCAGGGAGCUCACAUCUCCAUGUACGCCCUCAACCUCAUCCUGUUUGCCUCAGCCAUGGUCAUUUGCAGCACAGUCCUCUUUGUUAAGGUCAAGUCUGACCCCCAGCAGCAGCAGCCCAGGAGGCUUGACACUGCUAUCCUCCUCACUGUGCUCUUUGUCCUCCUCUUUGCUCUCCCCCUCAGCCUCUGCAAUUUCCUGCAGCAGCUCGGUUACACGGUUGUGCCCUUCCAGGUGGUUUUGCUGCUCACCUGCAUCACCAGCAGCAUCAAACCCUUCAUCUACUUCUUGGUGGGGAGCUGUGGGAGGGACUGCUCUGUGGAGGGCUGCAGGAGGCCUUCCUCCAUGCAGUCCCUAAAGAAGGCACUCCACAACGUCUUUGGGGAGCCAAAAGAAAACACUGCCCACAACAAUGCUGCUGCUGUGGACACAGCAGUCUGAGCCUGUGUUCCCUUCCCCUGCUCUGCUGAAGGAUCCUGAGACAGUGGCUGAGGGUUUCCUUGAGUCACCUGAGCAGGAACUCUCCCAUUUGUGGCACUCGGAGGAUCCUUGAAUUCCCACCGAUCCUGGGCGGAUUCUUCCACUCCUCAAGGCCUAACCCUUGGCCUGGUGAGGAGCUGCAAAGGUAUCCAGAGUGAGAAAUCCAGAAGGGAAUUUUUCACAGGGACUUUGCACUCACUGUUUCUCUGCAUCCACACACGUGUCAUAUUUCUUGUUUCAUUGACUGGAUAUCCUUUGUAAAGUUUUUUUUCCAUGGUGUGCCUGUAUGGUCAGGGCUAGAGUGAACCGGGCCAAUGAACUCUAGUGUGCUGAUGCUCAAUAUUAAAUGUGGUUUUUACUGAUCCCCUUGGCGGUGACUUUUUCAGCGAUCUCAAACACUCGUUUGGAACACUCCCGCGGUGUAAUCCUGCAGGAGAAGGGAGCAGCGGCAUGUGGGAGGGAUGCUCUGAGGGGAGCAGGGCUUUCCUCCUCCCUCCCGGCUCCUAGAACACCAUGGCCAGGACGGGCAGAGACGCUGCCGGGAGUCCCGGCUGGAGCAGGGAAGGAGCGGGGCUGCCGGGUUGGGAGGUGGCCCGGCGGGGGGUGAUCUAGGGUGUCCGAGGAGAUGAGGAAGGGUCAGGGAGGGUCGGGAAGGGUCGGGGGGCUCGGAGGCUGCCUGGAUGCUGGCGAUCCCAAAUGUGGCCACCGGAGGGCAGCAGAGCCCGAG